AUGGGCCAGCCACUCCUGGAUUCCCACCGUAUCCCCACACCCCGAGGACUGGUCCUUGUGCCUUCGCGAGAACUAGCUAAACAAGUACAGGCUGUAGCACAGCCGUUGGGCAGCUCCGUGGGCCUACAGGUGAGGGAGCUAGGGGGAGGCCAUGGCAUGAGAAGGAUCAGGGUGCAACUAUCGAAACAGCCGUCAGCAGAUGUGCUAGUCGCCACUCCUGGAGCUCUGUGGAAGGCCCUGAAAGGUCAUCUGGUUAGUCUGGAGCAGCUCUCCUUCAUAGUGUUAGAUGAGGCAGAUACGCUUUUGGAUGAAAGCUUCCUAGAACUGGUGGACUACAUCUUGGGAAAGAGCCAUAUAGCUGAAGGCCCAGCUGACUUAAACGACUCGUUCAAUCCCAAAGCUCAGUUAGUGCUGGUGGGCGCCACCUUUCCUGAAGGUGUUGGACAGUUGCUAAGUAAAGUCACCAACCCAAACUCUGUAACCACCAUCACCAGCACCAAGCUUCACUGUAUCAUGCCUCAUGUCAGACAGACAUUUAUGAGGCUGAAAGGAGCAGACAAAGUGACAGAGUUGGUGCAGAUCCUCAAGCAGCAUAACAAAAAACUCAAGACUGGACCCUCUGGAACUGUCCUAGUGUUUUGUAACAAUUCCAGCACUGUCAACUGGCUGGGAUAUAUUUUAGAUGACCACAAAAUCCAACACUUAAGGCUACAGGGAGAAAUGCCAGCUUCAAUGCGGGCAGGUAUCUUUCAGCGUUUUCAGAAGGGCUCCCGGGACAUACUUAUCUGCACAGACAUAGCUUCUCGGGGCUUGGAUAGCACCCAUGUGGAACUAGUUGUCAAUUAUGAUUUCCCUCUCACUCUGCAGGAUUAUAUCCACAGAGCAGGGAGGGUGGGCCGUGUGGGAAGUGAUGUACCUGGCACUGUCAUGAGCUUUGUGACCCAUCCGUGGGACGUAAGCCUGGUUCAGAAGAUUGAGCUCGCAGCUCGUCGGAGGAGAACCCUUCCAGGACUAGUGUCCUCAGUGGAAGAGCCUUUGCCUCAGCGAGCCUGA
This is a messenger RNA of Fukomys damarensis (Damara mole-rat), 1053 nucleotides long. It is a transcript of the gene Ddx28, whose product is annotated as DEAD-box helicase 28. Gene Ontology annotation, cellular component: mitochondrion. The coding region runs from base 1 to 1053 and encodes 350 amino acids. The transcript has a single exon. The record is from RefSeq and is a predicted model, not a curated record. Gene Ontology annotation, molecular function: nucleic acid binding; ATP binding. NCBI's taxonomy places the organism in Eukaryota, Metazoa, Chordata, Mammalia, Rodentia, Bathyergidae. Gene Ontology annotation, biological process: mitochondrial large ribosomal subunit assembly.